GCGCGGCCAUCUUAGAAGUAAAACCGGCCCCUUCGCAGGAACUGGAGCCGAGCUCCUCCCCUCCGUUCCAGAGUUCCUGCGAUCUGCGAUUGCCCUCGGAAUCCCUCCCUCGAUCUACCCCGUUCGGUCUGUUUUCGUUUUCACUUGUGUACAGUGCUUUCGCGCGUGCGUGUGCGUGCGUGUGUUAGUGUUCUCCGUAGCCUCUGAGUGUCUUUUGUAACUUAAUUCUUCCACUUGAGACGCUGUCUCGCGCCCGCCGUCCCCCCCGCCCAUCCCGGCGAUCUCCGAUCCUAGACAAUGUCUAACCUGAUUUGACUGGCCCUAUUCCUGGGGUACGGCAAGCCUUUCACCUGCCGCACACACUCCCAGGUCUACAGACUGAUGAUCCUCUCCCCAAGAACGCUAACACAGGAGCUGUCCUCUGAGACUCUAGAUGACUUUAUUCUUCAAAUGGCUUUACCCUUCUCAUAGCUCCAGGGACCCUCCAUUCCCUGUAUCCAGGAAAAUGUGAUGAGCUACAGGUAUCAGCUUCUAGAUCACCAACCACUUCAUGUUCUAGCCACAAGUGACUCGAGUGGAAGAUCCAGGGGCAACAAAGUACGUCAGGAAGAUGCCUAAAGAACAAGGAGAAGAAGCUGCAGGAAAAGAGGUGUGCAGAUACCAGAUCAAAGAAUCGGACAAAGAAGAGGAACCACCGGCUGCUUCAUCCCAUGGCCAGGGGUGGCGUCCAGGUGGCAGAGCAGCUAGGAACUCAAAGCCUGAACCUGGGGCCAGACACUCUGCACUCCCUGCCAUGGUCAAUGACCCACCAGUACCUGCCUUACUGUGGGCCCAGGAGGUGGGCCAGGUCUUGGCAGGUCGUGCCCGCAAGCUGCUGCUGCAGUUUGGGGUGCUGUUCUGUACCAUCCUCCUCCUGCUCUGGGUGUCUGUCUUCCUCUAUGGCUCCUUCUACUAUUCCUACAUGCCCACAGUCAGCCACCUCAGCCCCGUGCAUUUCUACUACAGGACUGACUGUGAUUCCUCCACAUCCUUACUGUGCUCCUUCCCUGUUGCCAAUGUCUCGCUGGCUAAGGGUGGACGUGAUCGGGUGCUGAUGUAUGGACAGCCGUACCGCGUUACCUUAGAGCUUGAGCUCCCAGAGUCCCCCGUGAAUCAAGAUUUGGGCAUGUUCUUAGUCACCAUUUCAUGCUACACCAGAGGUGGCCGCAUCAUCUCCACUUCUUCGCGCUCCGUGAUGUUGCAUUACCGCUCAGACCUGCUCCGGAUGCUGGACACGCUGGUCUUCUCCAGCCUCCUGCUGUUUGGCUUUGCAGAGCAGAAGCAGGUCCUGGAGGUGGAGCUUUACCCGGAAUACAGGGAGAACUCGUACGUGCCGACCACAGGAGCGAUCGUCGAGAUCCACAGCAAGCGCAUCCAGCUGUACGGGGCCUACCUCCGCAUCCACGCGCACUUCACUGGGCUCAGGUACCUGCUUUACAACUUCCCGAUGACCUGCGCCUUUGUAGGCGUCGCCAGCAACUUCACCUUCCUCAGCGUCCUCGUGCUCUUCAGCUACAUGCAGUGGGUGUGGGGGGGCAUCUGGCCCCGGCACCGCUUCUCUCCACAGGUGAACAUCCGGAAAAGAGACUGUUCCCAAAGGGCAGUACAGCGAAGGAUCUCGGCCCGUCAUCCAGGCACAGGGCCCCAAGGCCAGGAGGAGCCAACCCAGCUAUCAGACAUCACAGAGGAUGGAGAGAGCCCUGAAGAUCCCCCAGGGGCAGAGGGCCAGCUCCCCGAGGAGGAGAAAGCAGAUCAGCAGCCCUUGAAUGGAGAGGAGGAGCUGGAGCCAGAGGCCAGUGAUGGUUCAGGCUCCUGGGAAGACGCAGCUUUGCUGACGGAGGCCAAUCUGCCUGGCCCUGCUCCUGUCCCUGUCCUUGCCCCUGCCCCUGCCCCAGAGACUCUGGGCAGUUCUGAACCCCCUGUGAGCAAUCUCCGACAGCGCUCCACCUGCUCUAGUUCCUGAAGAGAACGGGCCCGAGUCCUCACAUUCCAGUCCUUUCCCACCUGACCCCUUCUCCCUCUCCUUCUGUUCCCCCAAUAAACUAUUUUCAUGCCA
Ailuropoda melanoleuca (giant panda) is the source of this 2095-nucleotide messenger RNA. It is a transcript of the gene BSCL2, whose product is annotated as BSCL2 lipid droplet biogenesis associated, seipin. The coding region runs from base 611 to 2002 and encodes 463 amino acids. NCBI's taxonomy places the organism in Eukaryota, Metazoa, Chordata, Mammalia, Carnivora, Ursidae. The transcript is spliced from 12 exons. Gene Ontology annotation, cellular component: endoplasmic reticulum membrane. Gene Ontology annotation, biological process: lipid storage; lipid droplet organization. The record is from RefSeq and is a predicted model, not a curated record.